Miscanthus lutarioriparius is the source of this 309-nucleotide messenger RNA. Lineage: Eukaryota; Viridiplantae; Streptophyta; Magnoliopsida; Poales; Poaceae. The record is from the annotation of a GenBank genome assembly.
AUGCUCGGCCCGGAGACGACGACGACGAUCGAUGUACAGCGAUUGCAUGAGCAAGGCGGCGAGUUCAUCCAGAUGCCGUGCGGUCAGGUGGUGCCCGUGGUGGCGGAAGCCACGUUGGAGGAUAUGCUCGGGCUCGGCCCCGGCCCAGAGACGAUGUACUGCGGCGAGUGGAGCGGCGGCAUGGCAACAGCACGUAUUCCAUUUCCAUGGAGCAGCUACGCGCCGACGAGUUCGUCCUACACAGCAUGCAGCGGUCUUCUUCAAGGAUCAGAUCCCCUCCUCCAGCUUCCUCCGUAUCUUAUGUGUUGA